Messenger RNA from Symbiodinium sp. CCMP2592, 618 nucleotides. NCBI's taxonomy places the organism in Eukaryota, Dinophyceae, Suessiales, Symbiodiniaceae. The record is from the annotation of a GenBank genome assembly.
AUGUCUGCUGCAAAUUGUGCCGGGCAGGCCCGCGUCUGUUGUGGACUUCGAGAAGAAGAGCAAACGGCGCAGGCGCAGAGCGCCAGAUGUCGGCACUGGUGCAAGGCCUUCGCCCAGCGCAAAACCCAUUGUGCAGAAAGCCGCGCUCAAUGCACUGUUGACAAGAAUCUCCAAAGUUUGCUUCGGCACUGCCUGAGUGCAGAUAGGUCCGUUGCAACCUCCGCCCAACUCGUGGUCAUGAACUAUGCCUACAAUGCCGCGCCUUCCGUGCAGCAACGUAUUGCAGGAGCCACGUUGGAACUGAUGGGCUCUCUCGUGCAGUCAGGCAUUCAGGGCAAUGAAGAGCACAUAUGGAGGUGCGUCCAGACUCUUGUGAUCGUAUUGCGCUCACUCAGCGUGCGUGAGCGUCAGAAUUGCGUGUCCCUAUUUGUCAAGCUGUUGCCGGACCCAGUCUUUCCAAAACGGAAAGUCCUGGAAAAGCUGAAGAUGCUAUGGAUAGUCGACGACGAUCCCAGGCGAACCUACGCAGAUGCACUGCAGCAGCUGCGGAUUGCCGCAAAGUCCACCACCGAAGCAGAUGUGCAGCGCGAGCUGUACACACUCGUUUCCCUUGGCUGA